This is a messenger RNA of Rhodotorula graminis WP1, 4528 nucleotides long. RefSeq lists its product as uncharacterized. Lineage: Eukaryota; Fungi; Basidiomycota; Microbotryomycetes; Sporidiobolales; Sporidiobolaceae. The transcript has 23 exons. Gene Ontology annotation, biological process: transmembrane transport. Gene Ontology annotation, cellular component: membrane. Gene Ontology annotation, molecular function: ATP hydrolysis activity; ATP binding; ABC-type transporter activity. The record is from RefSeq and is a predicted model, not a curated record. Bases 1 to 4434 code for a protein of 1477 amino acids.
AUGCUCUAUCCGCCAGUACGGCCGCCAGCUCCCCUCGGCGACAGCUCGUCGUCGACCUCGCCUCCAGACUCGGUCCUCAACCCCGCACCCGACGACGGCGACGAGCGGGUCGAUCACCAUCAGCAGUCGACCAGUCGCUCCUCGUCCUCUGCGCCCACCAUCAACGGCGACCGGCAUCCGACCCGCGUCGACCCCGAGAAGGCCGCCGCCCAGUUCGAGGACCUCCGUCGUACCCUGUCCCGACCGUAUUCGCCUCACCCUGUCGACCCGGAGAAGCAGGACCCAUCCUCGUCGACGUUCGACCUCUUGUCGUACCUGCGCGCCGAGGCGAGCGAGGCCGACGCGGCGGGCCUCAAGCGCAAGGCGCUCGGCGUCGCGUGGACCGGCCUUCAGGUCAUCGGCAACGGCGGCGAGAAGCUCUACAUCCCGACUUUCCUCGACGCCUGUCGCGACACCGUCCUGGCGCCCGCACGCCUGAUCGGCAAGCUGUGCGGGCGCGACAAGGCCGUGCCGAAGCACCUGCUCGAGAACUUUGACGGGUGCCUCAAGCCGGGCGAGAUGUGCCUCGUCCUCGGUCGACCAGGGUCUGGCUGCUCAACCUUCUUGAAGACGAUCGCGAAUCAGCGCUCGGGCUACCUGGCGGUCAACGGCGACGUCUCGUACGGCGGCAUCCCGUCGUCGCUCAUGGCCAAGCGCUACCGCGGCGAGGUCGUCUACAACGCCGAGGACGACGUGCACGCCGCGACGCUCACGGUCGCCCAGACGCUCGGGUUCGCGCUCAAGCUCAAGACGCCGGGCACGCUCCCGCCGGGCAAGACCAAGCGCGAGCUCGACAGCGAGGUCCUGAGCGUCGUCCUGCGCAUGCUCGGCAUCUCGCACACGCGCGACACAAAGGUCGGCUCGGCGUACGAGCGCGGCGUGUCGGGCGGCGAGCGCAAGCGCGUCUCGAUCGCCGAGAUGAUGGCGACGAGGGCGUGCGUGUGCUCGUGGGACAACUCGACCCGCGGCCUCGACGCCUCGACGGCGCUCGACUACGCCAAGGCGCUCCGAGUCCUCACCGACGUGCACCAGAUGGCGACGUUCGUCUCGCUGUACCAGGCCGGCGAGGGCAUCUACGACCAGUUCGACAAGGUGCUCGUCAUCGACGAGGGUCGCCAGGUCUUCUUCGGGCCGGCGCGAGAGGCGCGGCAGUACAUGAUGUCGCUCGGCUACGCCGACCUUCCUCGACAGACCUCGGCCGACUACCUCACCGGCUGCACCGACCCGAACGAGCGCAAGCUUGCCGACGGCCGCUCCGAGGCCAACGUUCCGUCGACGUCCGAGGCGCUCGAGGCCGCCUUCCACCGCUCCGACAUCCACCGCCGCAUGCUCGACGAGCGCGACGCCUACCUCGCCGAGACUGAGCGCGACGAGAAGGCGCGGCACGAGUUCGAGGAGGCGGUCAAGGGCGACAAGCGGCGCGGUGUGCGGCACAAGAGCGUGUACACGGCAUCGUUCGCGGCGCAGGUGUGGGCGCUGUCGGUCAGGCAGUUCCAGCUUCGCCUGCAAAACCGCGCCGACCUCAUCUUCCUCAACCUGUCGAGCAUCAUCAUCGCACUCAUCAUCGGCUCGACCUUCUACCAGCUCCCGCCAACAGCUGCGGGCGCGUUCAGGCGAGGAGGAGCCAUCUUCCUCGGCGUCAUCUUCAACGGCUUCCAAGCCUUCACCGAGCUCCCGUCGCAGAUGCAGGGUCGGCCUAUCGUGUGGAAGCACAAGUCGUGGGCGCUGUAUCGCCCCGCAGCGACGACGCUCGCCGCCACCCUCGCCGACCUCCCGAUCAACUGCCUCGCCAUCUUCUUCUUCACCGUCGUGCUCUACUGGAUGAUCGGCCUCGCCGCGACUGCCGGGGCCUUCUUCUCGUACUAUCUCAUCGUCCUCACGACCUUCCUUGCGACGAGCGCCUGGUUCCGCCUCUUCGGCACCUUGUGCCGCAACUACGACCAGGCCAACCGCUACGCGUCGGCCAUCGUCACGAUCUUCGAGCUCUACUCGGGCUACCUCAUCCCGAUCUUUGCGCAGAAGCGCUGGCUCUUCUGGCUGUCGUACCUGUCGCCGUUCCAGUGGGGCUACGCCGCCGCCCUCGCCAACGAGUUCAAGCGCCUGAGCCUCACGUGCGACGGCCAGUACGUCUUCCCGAAUUCGCUCGACGGCCUCCUGCCGCAGUACCCGUCCGCGCUCGGCCCGAACCAGGUCUGCACCCUCGCUGGCGCCACGCCCGGCACGGACGUCAUCGCCGGUACGGCCUACCUGUCGGCAGCGUACGGCUACCAGGUCAGCGACCAGUGGCGCAACUGGGGCAUCCUCGUCGCCUUCUUCAUCGGCAUCUCGGCCAUCCAGGCCGCCGCCGCCGAGAUCGUCCCCGACGGCAACUCGGCGCCGCGCAUCGACGUCUUUGCGCACGAGGACAAGGAGCGCAAGGAGCUCAACGAGCGCCUCCAGGCCAACAAGGAGCGGUACCGCAAGGGCGAGGUCGAACAGGACCUGUCGGGCUUGAUCCAGUCGCGCAAGGCGUUCACCUGGGAGGACUUGACCUACGACGUCCCUGUCGCAGGCGACAACCUCCAGCUCCUCAACCACGUCUACGGCUACGUCAAGCCAGGCGAGAUCACGGCGCUCAUGGGCGCCUCAGGAGCCGGCAAGACGACGCUUCUGGACGUGCUCGCCGACCGCAAGACGACCGGCCUGAUCGGCGGCUCGCGACUCGUCGCCGGCCGACCCUGCGGGCGCGAGUUCCAGCGCGGGACGGCCUACGUCGAGCAGCAGGACGUGCACGAGCAUACGGCGACGGUGCGCGAGGCGCUCCGCUUCUCGGCCUACCUGCGCCAGCCCGCCAACGUCAGCAAGGCCGACAAGGACGCCUACGUCGAGGAGGUCAUCCAGCUGCUCGAGCUCGAGGACAAGGCCGACGCUAUGAUCGGCGAGGUCGGUCAUGGUCUCGACGUCGAGGCGCGCAAGAGGGUCACGAUCGGCGUCGAGCUCGCCGCCAAGCCGCAGCUGCUCCUCUUCCUCGACGAGCCGACCUCGGGUCUCGACGGGCAGUCGGCGUACAACAUCAUCCGCUUCCUGCGCAAGCUCGCCGCUGCGGGCCUCACGAUCCUGUGCACGAUCCACCAGCCGAACGCGCUCCUGUUCGAGAACUUUGACCGCCUCCUGCUCCUCAAGCGCGGUGGCGCGACCGCCUACUUUGGCGACAUUGGCAAAGACUCGCACGUCCUGCGCGAGUACCUCGCCAAGAACGGCGCCAACUGCCCCGAGGACGCGAACCCUGCCGAGUUCAUGCUCGACGCUAUCGGCGCCGGGUCGAGCAAGCCGAUCGGCUCGAAGGACUGGGCCGACGUCUGGCUCGAGUCGGACGAGUUCGCCGAGGUCAAGCAGGAGAUCAACCGCAUCAAGGAGGAGAGCCUCGCGACGCCCGAGGUCCUCGACCCUUCUCUUCACCUCGAGUACGCGACGAGUUUCGUCCACCAGCUCAAGGUCGUCUCGCAACGCACCCUGCUCGCCUUCUACCGGUCCGUCGACUACACUUAUACGAAGUGGAUAAACCACUGCGCCCUCGCCCUCACGAUCGGCCUCACGUACCUCCAGCUCGGCAACUCGCAAGAGGACAUGCAGUACCGCCUCUUUGCACUCUUCUACCUCGUCACGCUCCCGGCCAUCCUCAUCGCCCAGGUCGAGCCGCUCUUCAUCCACAACCGCACGACCUUUGUCCGCGAGGCGAGCUCGAAGAUGUACUCGCCCGUCGUGUUCGGCAUCACGCAGCUCGUCGGCGAGAUGCCCUACUCGCUUCUCUGCGCCGUCACCUUCUUCCUCCUCUUCUACUACCCGAUCGGCUUCGACUCGGACUCGAACCGGGCCGGCUACCACUUUGCCUUCGUCCUCCUCCUCGAGAUCUACUCGGUCACGCUCGGUCAAGCCUUUGCGGCCCUGUCGCCGACCGAGUACAUCGCCGAGCAGAUGGUGCCCGGCGCGCUCCUCAUCUUUGUCACCUUCUGCGGCGUCACGGUCCGGUACGACGAGCUGCUCGGCUUCUGGCACUGGCUCUACUGGGUCAACCCGUUCACAUACGUCGUCGAGGGCACCAUGGCGAACGAGAUGCACGGCCGCAUCAUCGAGUGCACCCCUCGCGAGCUGCGCGUGUUCGAGCCGCCGACCGGGCAGACGUGCGCCGAGUGGGCGGGCGCCUUUAUCGAGGCGUCGACCGGGUACUUGACCAACCCGGACGCGACGGCCGCCUGCGAGUACUGCCAGUACGCCAACGGCGACGAGUUCGCGUCGACGUACGGCUGGAGCUUCUCGAACCGCGGUCGCGACAUCGGCAUCUUCCUCGUCUUUGUCCUCUUCAACUGCGCCGUCACGGUCGCGGCGUCCAAGUGGCUCAGGUACAGCAAGCGCUAGAUCUCGAGCACGGUGGCGCGCUUCGCUUCCUUCUAGAGCUCUCGUUCGUGUAGAUAAAGUCGUUACUGCAUCUCGCAACUCGUCGUUCCCCAUC